AUGAUGUUGUUUCUUGCUGGCCUCGUUUGUUCCUCCUAUGUCACGGCAGCCUAUGCGGCGCUGGAUCCCAGGCUUGUUGGCACCUGGUCCACGAAAUCGAAACAAGUGAUCACCGGUCCGGGGUUCUACGAUCCGAUUAGAGACAGAUUCAUCGAGCCAGCGAAUACGGGAAUAUCAUACUCCUUCACUGCCGAUGGAUAUUUUGAAGAAGCGCACUACCGCGCGUUGUCGAAUCCGAGUGCACCGGCAUGUGUUGCUGGCUUCAUGCUAUUUCAACAUGGAACAUACAGCGUCGAGGCCGACGGAUCCCUCAUCUUGACUCCAAUCGCGGUGGAUGGUCGCCAGCUUAUUUCGAAUCCCUGCAAAGGCAAGAAUUCUGAGUACUUUAGAUUUAACCAGACGGAGACGUUCAAGCGAUUCGAACCGCAGACCGACCGCUUUCACAAUGUGAGACGCCUAAAUCUCUACAAGCAUGAUGGAUCUCCGAUGAAUCCAAUGUUCCUCGUUCACGAACCUCCGCAAAUGCUACCCACGCAAACAUUGAACCCAGUCGUCACAGCCACCCCAACAGGGAGAAGGGCUAAACGCAGCUUUUUCUACGGCAACGAUCACCCUCUCACCCACGAUAAACGUUCAUUUUCCGAGCCUACUGGACUCCGUAAACCUGAGAACUGGUUAUGGGCUGGUAUCAUCAUGACUGCCUCUGGGGGAGCUGCAUUCCUUUACUCCGCUGGCUUUUGGUUGCGUUAG
Ophidiomyces ophidiicola is the source of this 750-nucleotide messenger RNA. RefSeq names its product Reversal of tor2 lethality (gene ROT1). NCBI's taxonomy places the organism in Eukaryota, Fungi, Ascomycota, Eurotiomycetes, Onygenales, Onygenaceae. The transcript is spliced from 4 exons. Bases 1 to 750 code for a protein of 249 amino acids. The record is from RefSeq and is a predicted model, not a curated record. Gene Ontology annotation, biological process: 'de novo' protein folding. Gene Ontology annotation, cellular component: endoplasmic reticulum membrane; endoplasmic reticulum.